Messenger RNA from Drosophila subpulchrella, 1757 nucleotides. It is a transcript of the gene ImpL2, whose product is annotated as neural/ectodermal development factor IMP-L2. The coding region runs from base 195 to 992 and encodes 265 amino acids. The record is from RefSeq and is a predicted model, not a curated record. NCBI's taxonomy places the organism in Eukaryota, Metazoa, Arthropoda, Insecta, Diptera, Drosophilidae. The transcript is spliced from 3 exons.
ACUCGCCACAUCUCGAGCAGAACGGAGCUCCACUAAGAACCGAGAAUAUAGAACUGUGGCUGCAUCUCGAGUGAAAUCGAAAAACCCCCCUUAACGUAUUCCAUAUCCACCGGAAACUCCAGCGAAAGUUCUAGAGCUCCAGUGAAAGUGCCAAAAGAAGCUCCGAAGUGAAAGUCAUCUAAGAAACCAAAGAUAUGCAGAAAAUGAAUUUACAUGUGUGCGCCUUAGCGCUGCUGCUGUUCGGCAGUAUCGCCACUGUCCGCGGAAGAGCCGUGGACCUGGUAGACGAUAGCAACGAUGUGGACAACUCCAUCGAGACGGAGGACAAGCCCCGGGACCGAGCCUUCGACGCUGACUGGCUCAAGUUCACCAAGACGCCGCCGACCAAGCUGCAGCAGGCGGAUGGUGCCACCAUCGAGAUCGUUUGCGAGAUGAUGGGCUCCCAGGUGCCCAGCAUCCAGUGGGUGGUGGGACACCUGCCCCGCUCGGAGCUCGACGAUCUGGACUCCAACCAGGUGGCCGAGGAGGCGCCCAGUGCCAUUGUGCGCGUCCGAUCCUCGCACAUCAUCGAUCACGUGCUGAGCGAGUCGCGCACCUACACGUGUGUGGGACGCACUGGCUCCAAGACAAUCUUCGCCAGCACUGUGGUGCAUCCGCCACGUUCCUCUCGCCUCACGCCGGAGAAGACCUACCCGGGCGCCCAGAAGCCACGCAUCAUCUACACUGAGAAGACGCAUCUCGACCUGAUGGGCUCCAACAUCCAGCUGCCCUGCAAGGUGCACGCUCGUCCCCGGGCAGAGGUCACCUGGCUGAACAACGAGAACAAGGAGAUCGUCCAGGGACAUCGCCACCGGGUCCUGCCCAGCGGCGAUCUCCUGAUCUCGGACAUCAAGUGGGAGGACAUGGGCAACUACAAGUGCAUAGCCCGGAACGCAGUGGGCAAAGACACCGCCGACACCUUCGUGUAUCCCGUACUUAAGGAUGAAGACUAAAGAUCCCACCACUAUAAGAAACAAAAAGGCUAUUGGAUUGACGACGGGAAUUCAUCUAGUUAGUUAGAUAGAUCAAAUGCCUUCGAAGAUGCGUGAAAAGAAAAAGAAAAUAUGCUUAGAGAAAAAAAAAUACAAAAAAAUGAUGGAGUAAAAGGUCAUACGAUUUACAGUUAUGUACAAUUUAGGUUAAGCACACUCUAGCUCGUAAUCCAGGUAAUUAACCGUAUCUAAUGCCGGCUUAGACACUAAUUUUCUAACUUACUACCCUCGAAUAGCAGUCACACGUAUCGCAUUCGAAUUAUAGUACCUACUACAUAUGGUUUUCUUCAAUUCUAGUUUUAGUUAUCGGCUUGUAAUCACGCGUCUUUGGUUUUUUUUAAGUAGCAAUGAUUGUUCCUAGCGAUUCAGGCAGCACUAGUUAACGUAUUUAAACUAAUUGGCCGUUUACUUAAGGGUUCCGAAAGCCCACAGCACUUUUAACCUGUAACUCGAACCACAAUCAAUCAAUCAGUCAAUCACCCAAUUCGUAUUUAUGUGCACCCAUCAUUUCUACAACUAAUUUAUUGAUCGACCAAAUUCAUCCAGCAUCGCCUCCCAUAUAGAAUCACGAAAUAGUAUUCACGGAAUUAAUCAGUUUCAUAAGCUACCCCACUAUGUUUUAAUUUUUAAGCAUAUAGAACUGAAAUAUGGUUUUCUAAUUGUUUAGUUUAUAAUUUUAUCAACUUUCAAGCGAUUGUUUUUGAAUAAAUACAAGAAAAUUGAAAA